CGUCCAAACAGCGGAACAGCUGAUUCGCGUCUCAGCUGACGCGGGUGUACGUCACUGGGAUGUCCAUAUUUUCUUUUUGUUGUGACUAUAGUUACCAGUUCGCCGAAGUAGGAAUAUAAGCUAUUGCCCGCUGGAGGAUUGGACCGACAACACCUACACGCAAAUUGUUUAUUCUCGGCUGCGCCAUGUUGGCUUUCCCUUCGUUCUGUGUUGUGCUAAUAGCGUUCGCAAUAAUUGUGGUGGAGAGCGCGCCACAGAACAACUUUGGGUUUCCUGAUGAGGACAACAAUGAUGACUUUGAUGAUGAGGGGUCAGACGAUGAAGACGUUCGCCAAAACUUCGGACGUCGACCAGGUUCCAGACCACGCCAAGGCAUUAGGCCUCCAGGAAACUUAAAUCCCAACAACUUCCCAAACGGUGGUAGACGUCCAGGAAACAAUUUCCCUGGAAAUAACUUCCCAACCAAUGGAGGCAAUGCUGGAAACUUCCCAACUAACGGAGGAUUUCGUCCUGGGAACGGAGGUAACCGUCCUGGAAAUAAUAACUUCCCAACCAAUGGAGGCAAUCCUGGAAACUUCCCAACCAACGGAGGAUUCCGUCCAGGGAGCGGUGGAAACUUCCCAGCCAGUGGAGGGAAUUCAGGAAACAAUUUCCCAACCAGUGGAGGAAAUCCAGGAAACUUCCCAACCAACGGAGGAUUCCGUCCAGGAAGCGGUGGAAACUUCCCAAACAGUGGAGGCAAUACAGGAAACAAUUUCCCAAACAGUGGAGGAAAUCCUGGAAACAACUUCCCAACCAACGGAGGCAAUCCAGGAAACAACUUCCCAACCAACGGAGGCAAUCCGGGAAACAACUUCCCAACUAACGGAGGCAAUCCGGGAAACAACUUCCCAACUAACGGAGGCAAUACAGGAAACAACUUCCCAACCAACGGAGGCAAUCCAGGAAACAACUUACCAACCAACGGAGGUAAUCCAGGAAACAACUUCCCAACCAACGGAGGCAAUCCUGGAGUAAAUCAACCCACAACCCCACAGGCCGGAGUCACCGUUGCUCCCCCAAACCAGGGGGUGACUACUACAACCCCUGCGACUACAGUGACCACCACAAGGAUCCCACCAAGGGACCCGACCAACCGUAUAGUGUACACAGUGUCCUGUCCGUGUCCUUACACCCGCCAGUACGCGCCCGUCUGCGGCUCAGAUGGCCAAACCUACGGCAACCUCAGUGUCUUCCGAUGCGCACAGCAGUGCGGAGCAAAUAUUGACAUUAUCCUGAUGGGCGCCUGUGUUAGAGCGAGCAACGGAUAACUAACUCUCGACUACUCUUAAUCACAAAUCUGAUAAGACUGCUUUAUUUAUAAGUUUUACCGAAUAUUUAUUGUUAUUUUUAUCUAUAUUAAUUUUUUAAUAAAACAAAUAUUUCAAU
Molecule: messenger RNA, 1428 nt
Organism: Macrosteles quadrilineatus (aster leafhopper)
Lineage: Eukaryota; Metazoa; Arthropoda; Insecta; Hemiptera; Cicadellidae
Product: circumsporozoite protein-like
Exons: 4
Coding region: 186-1310 (374 amino acids)
Molecular function (GO): protein binding; serine-type endopeptidase inhibitor activity
Source: RefSeq, a predicted model, not a curated record